Messenger RNA from Phyllopteryx taeniolatus (common seadragon), 4677 nucleotides. It is a transcript of the gene fcho2, whose product is annotated as FCH and mu domain containing endocytic adaptor 2. NCBI's taxonomy places the organism in Eukaryota, Metazoa, Chordata, Actinopteri, Syngnathiformes, Syngnathidae. The record is from RefSeq and is a predicted model, not a curated record. The coding region runs from base 382 to 3510 and encodes 1042 amino acids. The transcript has 30 exons. Gene Ontology annotation, biological process: synaptic vesicle endocytosis; clathrin coat assembly; clathrin-dependent endocytosis. Gene Ontology annotation, cellular component: clathrin-coated pit; cytoplasm; clathrin-coated vesicle.
UUAGUUUGCCUCUACCGGCUUUUGGCUUCUGUUUUGUUUCCCGUCCGUUGUCAAAUUCCCAGCGCUGCUUCGUCCUGUUUUGGCCCCGUCGAGCGGCUCGACUCGUUGUUGGCCGACCUGGAGUAGCGAGUGACGACUUCGACAACCGACCGAGCGAGAGGUGGAGUUUUGUCGACUGGGGAGGGAGGAGAAGAAAGCAAGCGUAGGGAAGGAGGCGAACCCGGACGCGUCGGACGGGAGGGGAAAGAGAGGAAAAAAGAAAAAGCAGCGCACGGCAGGAACCAAGCGGGAGCUCGUUGUGGAUGAAUUUGGCUAAUUUCAUACAAAAAAAAAAGUUUCUCCACAAGUGUCGGCGGCGAAGAGGACGACGACAGCAACAAGAUGAUAACGCCCUACUUCGUGGACAAUUUCUGGGGUGAAAAGAACAAUGGCUUCGAUGUGCUGUACCACAACAUGAAGCACGGGCAGAUUUCCUCCAAGGAGCUGACCGACUUCAUCAGGGAAAGGAGUGUUAUCGAAGAGGCCUACGCCAGGUCCAUGACCAAGCUGGCCAAGACGGCGGGAAACUUUUCCCAGCUCGGGACGUUUGCGCCGGUGUGGGAGGUGUUCAAGGGCUCCACGGAGAAGCUGGCCAUCUGCCACAUGGAGCUAGUGCGCAAGCUACAGGAGCUCAUCAAAGAAGUGCACAAGUACGUGGAGGAGCAGGCCAAAGCGCACAAGAAGACAAAAGAAGAGGUGGCGUCCACCUUGGAGGCCGUGCAGAACAUCCAGAGCACCGGGCAAGCCCUGCAGAAGUCCAAGGAGAACUACAACGCCAAAACGGUGGAGCAGGAGCGCCUGCGCAAGGAAGGGGCAACUCAGAGAGACGUGGACAAGGCGGGAAUAAAAGCCAAAAAAGCCACGGAGACCUACAAGUCGUACGUGGAGAAAUACGCCUAUGCCAAGUCUGACUUCGAACUCAAGAUGGAGGAAACGGCACAGAAAUUCCAGGACAUUGAAGAAAGCCACAUCCUCCACAUGAAGGACAUCAUCAAGUCGUACUCGCAGUCUGUGGAGGAAACGCACGUCCAAAUAGGAGAGGUUCACAAUGAAUUUAUGAGAAACGUGGAGAACACCUCAGUGGAGAGCUUAAUACAGAAACUGGCCGAAAGCAAAGGAACAGGAAAGGAGAGACCAGGGCCCAUUGAGUUUGAGGAGUGUAACGCUGCCAUCGCUACUGAAGGUGCCAAACCGAGGAGGAGAAAGCCAUUUGGCAUCCCAGGACGCAGAAAAGACAAAGACACAGAUUCCACGGAAUCAACGGAAGCAGAAAGUAACGCUGCCAACGGCGCUCCCCCCGGAUACUACGGGGCCAUAGACAUUCAGAACACUAACGUUCCGCGAGUCGACGACGAGGGUUUCUGCAUCCGGCCGGACGCCAUGGAGAAUGAUGCCAAAGAGAACUCCUUCUACUCGUCCAGCGACUCUGAGGACGAGGACGAACCGCGCAAGUUCCACGUGGAGAUCAAGCCCGUGCAACCCAACAACGACACGCACCAGAACCGUGCCACCAUCGACGAGCUCAAGGCCUCCAUCGGCAACAUCGUCCUGUCGCCGUCCACCUCGGGCCAAAUGCGGCGGAACCAAUCCAGCGAUGAGCUGGCCAAAGCCAGAGUGCCGGCUUCUUACGAACUGACCAACAACGACCUCCUGUCCUUGGAUCCGCUCGGGCCAUUCCUAACCGCCGCGCCCUCUCAACCCGUGCCCACGUCCACAGACCUUGCCUGUAUUGUCCUCUCAUCUCCAUCUUUUCUGGCACGAGAGUCGCAAGCCGCACCAGCUUCGGCGGAGACGGCGCCGCCCCCCGAGCGCUCGCCCCCCUUGGCCGAGCAGUCCAAAGACAUCUCCUCGUUCUCCUCAUCCACGUCGUCUCCCUGGGACUCCCCGGAAAACCUUUUCCAAGCGCCCCGUCCGCCGCCCGCCCGGGCCCAUAGCGCCCCCAUCACGCUGCCACCCGAACCGGCGGACUCCGUCCGGAGCCCGGCGUGCGGCGGCGAAGACGACGACUCCUCCGUGUCUUGGUCCCAGAGCCAGUGGAUCGCCUUCGGGGACAACGUGGCUCCCGGCCGCCGCCCCAGCGCCCCGGCCAGGCCCCGGUCCGGCAGAGCCGGCCGCUUCCUGUCGGACGACUCGGCCGACGCCUACGGGAAAGUGGCGCAAGGGUUUUCGGACAGUUUCUCCGGGUUGAGCGAUGGGGCCACGCAAAUAUUUCCGGCGUCCAACCGCCCGACAACUCCGCUGACGGCGGGCGCGCUGGUGCCGCCGCCCCGCCCCUCCUCCAGGCCGAAACUCCCCACGGGAAAACUGAGCGGCAUCAACGAAAUUGCGAGACCCUUCAGUCCACCCAAGGCGCCCGGCGCCAGUCCGCCACCCGCCGCCCCGCUGGCCCGCGCCGAGAGCUCGUCUUCGCUGUCCUCGAACGCCUCGCUCAGCGCCGCAAACACGCCUACUGUUGGCCCUGAUCACUUUGUUCCUGUUCCCUUCUCCUGUCGCGUGUCAGAAGUGUCCUCCUCCUCUUCGGCUUCUUUUUCUUCUUUCCUUCCUCCUCCCAGUCAAAACGACGACACGUUUGUCUCCAAGCUGCCGACCUUCGAGAGGCGAUGUGAAACUCCAGCAGGCACGUCCCGCGGCCCCAGCCCCGUGACGCUGGCGUCCCAGGAUGCUUUGCCCAUCGCGGUGGCCUUCACGGAGUCGGUGAAUGCCUACUUCAAAGGUGCUGACCCCACCAAGUGCAUCGUGAAGAUCACAGGUGACAUGACUCUGUCGUUCCCUUCGGGCAUCAUCAAGGUGUUCACGGGCAACCCCUCGCCCGCCGUGCUUACCUUCAAGUUAAAGAACACGGGCCGGCUGGAGCAGAUCCUCCCCAACCAGCAGAUCCUCUUCAGCGAUCCGUCCCAGAGUGACUCGGAGUCCAAGAACUUCUGGUUCAACAUGCAAGCGCUGACCGCCUACCUCAGGAAAGCCUCGGAGCAAAACCCCGCUGCCUCCUACUACAACGUGGACAUCCUCAAGUACCAGGUGCAGUCAGACGGGAUCCACUCCACGCCGCUGAACCUGGCCGUAUACUGGAAGUGUGCUUCGAACUCCACGGAGCUGCGCGUGGACUACCGCUACAACCCGGACUCCAUGGCGGCACCGGGUCCGCUGGGCAACCUGCAGGUCCUGGUGCCCGUGGACGGGGGCGUCACCAACAUGCAGUCGCUGCCCGUCGCCCUCUGGAACGCGGAGCAGAAUAAAUGUCUGUGGAAGCUGAGCGACAUUUCAGAAAAGUCCGACAACGAAGGCGCCGGCUCUCUGCGGGCCAAGUUCGAGGUGUCGAACGGCCCGUCCGACCCAUCCACGCUGGCGGUUCAGUUCCUGAGCGAGGGCAGCACGUUAUCGGGCGUGGACAUGGAGCUGCAGGGCAGCGGCUACAGGCUGUCGCUCAGCAAGAAGAGGUUUGCCACAGGUCGCUACAUGGCAGAUUGCUGAGGCUGUUUUCCCUCGACUCGCUUUAAACAAAAGUUACCCCGGACCCCCUGCCGCCGCUGGGAAUCACUACAAUAAAGCAGCACUGAGUACUGAACACUGUUUAAUGGAGAAAUAAAAAGCAACGCAAAGGUGAGCCUUGGGGGGGGGCGUGGAGCUUCUGACGUCUUAAGUGACGCGUUCAGGCUCUUUAUACUUUAUGGAUUUAUCCAAAUCAUCAGUGUAUAUUUGAAAUCAUAAAAAGAGGAAGAAGAAAAAAGAAAAAAAAAACACUAACAAUCUUUUCGGGCGCUCUUUAUUUUUUCACCGCAAUUCCGCACACUGUGUAAAAUUAACAGCUAAAAAAAAAAAAAAUCUUUGAUCGUUUUGUUUCUCUUUAAUUGUGAACGGUUUGCAAUGGAUGAAGUGUCAGUCUCAUCGCACAAAAAGAGAGAGAGAGAGAGAGAGAAGGAAGAAAAAAAACAGGACCUCAGUGCCUCCUCGCAAAAACUGUGCUCGUUUUUUUUAAACGCACGUUCGGGUUUCAGGGCUCUUUUGUCAACGUCCUUUUAAAAUGUUUUUUAAACAACUGCAAAAAACGUUGCAAUGCUUUAAAAAUCCUCCGAAUUCAUUUGUAGCCUUUCAAACGAAACUUGAAGAUUUUUGUUUGUUAUGACAUUUUGUGCCACCCCCCCCCCCCCCCCCCCCCAUCAGCGAAGAAACAAAAACGCGCCUGAACGAUAGCGCUAACCUGUUGUUGGGAUGCCGAAGGGAAGACGUCUUCCGAAGAUUUGUUUUUUACAAAGUUUUUGACGAGCGAUAGCUUGGAAAAACAAAACAAAACAAAAAAUCGCCCGAUUGGCAUCGUCCGUUUAAGCAUCCGCCAUUUUGAACCGCCACUUUCAGCAAGCUGGUUCUUGCUCGCCCUGAACAAUAACGAAUAUGAAUUGAAAAAAAAGACGUUCUAUUUACGAGCCUCCAUCUUUGGUCACUUUUUUUCUUUGUGUUUGUAUUUAACAGAUUUCCUUUUUUUUAAAAAAAAAAGGACAUUUGUGUAAAUGAUUCUCAUAAUUUGUACAUUUUUUUACAAGUAUCAGCCACUUUUUUUGUCUCUACGUAAUGAAUUCUCACUGUGCCUGUAUUAAAUGUGUAAUAUAUGAAUACAUACAAAUAUAUGAAUGACUACUUUGA